AUGAAGAGCCUCCUUUGGCGGGCGCUCAUCCUGCUGCCAUUGGCAGCUGGUAUCAUCAAUUGUCAGAGUAUUACCAACACUGGCUCAUCUCCUUCGCCGUUGGAUAUCAUCACGCAGAUUCCACAAUGCGCCGUUUCGUGUGUUACAGACUCGUUCCUCGGUUCAGGAUGCGCUCUCGACAACAUUGCUCCUUGUAUUUGCACCAAUGUCACUCUGUUAGAGGGCAUGUCUGGAUGCGUCCAGACGUCUUGUGAAUGGCAAGAUCAACUCAAGCUCUCCUACAUGACCGACGACUUGUGCCGGCCCUAUCCUCAUGCCUCCCGCGACCUCGAAAUCAAGCUGGUCGUCGCAGUCCUAGCUGUCAUAACGUUUCCGAUUGUUGCCUUGAGACUCUUGUCACGCGUGACAAUUGCAGGUCGACUGGAACUCGACGACUGGACCACACUUGUCACAGCAAUUAUACUCGCUGCAACAAUGGGUUGUGUAAUUGCAAGUGCCAAACUUGGGUUCGGCCUCCAUUACUGGAACGUCAACCCCGCGAAUGCUCAGCGUAUCUUGCAGCUUUACUACGCCGUUCAAAUGCUUUACGUUACCGUUCUUAUAUUGGCCAAAGUGUCAAUCGUUGCGCUGUACGCGCGCGUUUUCCCCAGCCACAAGUUUCAACUUUUGAACAAGCUGGUUUUUGUCCUUCUCGCGGGCCAUGGAUUGGUCUUUCUUUUCGUCAUCAUGUUUGAGUGUGCACCGAUAGCCGCCAUUUGGGACAGGACCCUCGAGAGGAAGUGCGUGAACGUCAACGCCGUCGCCAUGGCUAGUGCCAUUCUCAGCAUUGUCGAGGAUAUCGUCAUCCUUGCAAUGCCCAUACAACAACUCAGCAAGCUGCAGCUCGGGCUAAAGAAGAAGCUUGCUGUUUGCUUCAUGUUCAGCUUGGGAUCAUUUGCGUGCAUUACUUCGAUAGUCCGCCUGAGGUGGCUUGUGCUGUUUGCCGAAUCCUUCGACACCACUUGGGACAAUGUCGAUGUUGUGACAUGGAGUGUCACCGAAAUAUCUAUUGCAUUGAUGUGCGGCAGUCUUCCCGCACUGCGCCCCCUUUUCAAGAAGAUCCCGGGACUUCUCACCACCAUGCGUGGACCGACAAUCGAAAUAAAAGAGACACACGACAGAGGGAGCAGCCACAUGUCAUUUAGAGACAAGGGUCUCGUGCCCCAGUCCAUUUCACCCAACCCAACCACACCAGAGCCGAUGUCGCCAGACAUGGACAUGGUCAUCAUUCAUAUUUCGAAUCAGGAUGACCCGCGCAUGAAGCCAUUACCACCACCACCGCUACAGCCGCUCACGUACCAGCCGCCUUGGAGAGGGAGCGGUAGUUUGAUGAGCCCCAGGACGCCGAGAACUCCUAGGACACCCAGAACCCCAAUGACGCCUAUGACACCAAGCAGUGUCAGGAGCGUUCGAAGGCAGGCCGACGCAGACUACGAGAUGGAUCUGCGAAGCGUAGUAAACACGAAGACCUGGAUGUAG
Colletotrichum karsti is the source of this 1518-nucleotide messenger RNA. RefSeq lists its product as uncharacterized. The transcript is spliced from 8 exons. The record is from RefSeq and is a predicted model, not a curated record. Lineage: Eukaryota; Fungi; Ascomycota; Sordariomycetes; Glomerellales; Glomerellaceae. Bases 1 to 1518 code for a protein of 505 amino acids.